Panicum hallii is the source of this 1679-nucleotide messenger RNA. Its product is annotated as pentatricopeptide repeat-containing protein At3g04130, mitochondrial-like. The transcript has a single exon. The coding region runs from base 152 to 1660 and encodes 502 amino acids. Gene Ontology annotation, molecular function: protein binding. Lineage: Eukaryota; Viridiplantae; Streptophyta; Magnoliopsida; Poales; Poaceae. The record is from RefSeq and is a predicted model, not a curated record.
CCCUACUCACAAACGCUCGCUACCUCGCUCUCGCUCUCCCUCCACCGCCGCCACCGCCGCCGCCACCGCCGCCGCCGCCGCCCAUCACUGUCGCGGUGCCAGACCCUGAUGACUCGCUAGAAGCAUCAGCAGCCGCGGACAUCGUCUCCCGAUGGCUCUGCGCGGUCUCCGGCGCCUGCGCGGGUGCUGCGAUGCCGGGAGGACCCUGCUACCGCUCCCCCUCCGCAGGUCGUCGUCAUCCACACGCCCGAACGAGGAUUCCAGUGCCACCGCCCUCACGGCGGAGGAAGAGGCUGCGUUCGAGCGGAUCAAGAGGUCGCUCUUCAAGGCGCGCAAGGGGAGCGUCGAGGACCUCGUCGGGUCACUCGGGGCGGAGUGCUCCGGAAUCCGGCUCACCAGCGGCGUCGCGGACCGCCUGCUGCGCAGGUUCGGGGACGACUGGAAGUCCGCGCUGGGUUUCUUCCAGUGGGCGCAGUCGCGGGGCGACGGCUACGCGCACACGCCCUACGCCUGCAACCGGGUGGUCGACCUGCUGGGGAAGAUGAGGCAGAUCGACAGGAUGUGGGAUCUGCUGUCUGAAUUGCAUUGCAGGGGGCUGGUCACGGUGGACACUGUUGCCAAGAGCAUCAGGAGGCUUGCCGCUGCGAGGAGGUGGAAGGAUGCUAUUGUGUUGUUCGAUCAGUUGGAGGACAUGGGGUUGGAGAGGAACACGGAGACAAUGAAUCUCCUGCUUGAUGCGCUCUGCAAGGAGAAGAAAGUUGAAUUGGCGCGCGAGGUCUUUCUCGUGCUCAGCCCGCAUAUCGCACCAGAUGCAUACACUUUCAACAUAUUUGUCCACGGGUGGUGCAGUGUGCGCAGGAUCGAUGAGGCAAUGUGGACGAUCGAGGAGAUGGAGAACAAGGGGUUUACACCUACGGUCAUCACAUACACUGCUGUUCUUGAGGCUUACUGUAAGCAGCGCAAGUUCAGGAGGGUCUAUGAACUCCUUGAUUCGAUGGGUUCUAAGGGUUGCCAUCCCAAUGUGAUCACUUACACCAUGAUCAUGACCUCAUUGGCGAAAUGUGAAAGGUUUGAAGAAGCUUUGGGUGUUUCUGAUAGAAUGAGAUCCUCUGGAUGUGAGCCUGAUACCCUGUUCUACAACUCCCUGAUCUACCUUCUCGGUCAAGCGGGUCAUUUGUUCGAAGCUUCCCAAGUAUUUCGUGUGGAGAUGCCGAGGAAUAGUGUGCCCCGUAACCUGGCCACUUAUAACACCAUGAUAUCAAUUCUCUGCCAGUAUGGGCGAGAUGAUGAUGCUCUUGAUGUGUUGAAAGAAAUGGAGGCACAAUCUUGUAAGCCUGAUCUUCAGACAUAUCAGCCGCUUCUUAGGCUAUUUUUGCGUAGGAGAGGGUGUGGUGAUGCUGUUGACCACCUGUUGAGUCAGCUUGUGAAAAAGAGUGGUCUAGGUUUAGAUCUUGAUACAUACACCCUUCUGAUCCAUGGUCUUUGUAGGGUCGGUGAAACUGACUGGGCUUAUCGACUGUAUGAUGAGAUGGUAGGUAGCGAAAUUGUACCUAGGCGUAAAACGUGUGAGUUGCUUUUGAGUGAAACACAAAGACAAAACAUGGAGGUGUAUGUGGAAAGAAUCCGGAAUGAUAUAAUUUCCUUUGGCCUUUGUCCAUAAAUUUGACAGCUCUUCCCUC